UUUACAAAUUACAAAUUUAAUAAAAGAAAUGUCUUUUGAUGCAUUUUUAGAUAUGCUAUCAUAUAUAUAUGUAGUACUACUUGAAGGCAUAAAGAAAAUAGUAAUUUACAAUGAGCUAUUCUCUACAAUUUUGACUGAUACUCAAAAUAAUAAUCUAGAGUUUCAUUCUGAUAAAAUUCCGCUUGAGAAUGAAAAAGGUUUAUCCAACAAAAAUUCACAGGUUGAUGAUAACAGCAAUUCAAAAGAAUCAACAGAAAUUGAAACUCCAACUAUCGAAACUCAUGUCGAAUCGGGAAAUUCAAAAAUUAGUACUGCUUCAAAAUUUACUACCGGAAUAAAAUCUAUAAUUAAAAGGACAACAUUUUUUACAACUAAGUCACAGGCAUCUCUACCAGAAAUAACUCCUAAAGUUUCAGAAUCUACGUCACCUAAUUCCCAAACAAAUGAAACAUUAGAUUAUAAUAGCCAUUACGCGACUGAUCUUUCACAAAUAAUACUUACAGUAACAGACUUGGCUCAUGUGUGGUGUGCUAACCUGAUCUCAAUUCGUGCAGACCAAAGUGUACAGCUAAAUAAAAAGGGCUUUUAUCGAUUAUUUAAUGUAACAUGGACGUUUGUAUCAGAAUGUGAAAGUUUAUGCGGUCGUGCAUGUUACGGUCUUCGAGGAACUAUUAUUUCACAAGCAGCAUCAGUUGAAAGCGAACAAUGGACACAAGCUGAGGUACCUAUUGACUUUCAGCAAGCUGUAAACCGAAUUGUAGCUGCUGCUGUAAACGGAUUAUCUGACUUUAGGUGUAAUCCACUUGACUAUAAAAAUGACAAUGAGCAAACUGAGCAAACUGAUCAAAAUAAGUCGGAUGUAAAACUAAAUAAUAACAAAUAUAUAUUUGUGGAGGAACGGCGAUUUUUCAUGGUUGGUUGUAGUUUAGUGCUCCUUAAAAUAAUUGAUGAUUAUUUAGGUUAUAUGGCCAAUAUUCCUCCACUGAGCACCGAGACGAUAAAUAAAAUUAUAGAAAUCUUAAAUGUUGGUGUUAAAUUAUAUUUUACUGAAAUUUAUCUCCGAACGAUCCAUAUUAAUUUGCUUCGAUUCAUUCAGUUAUUUAACUCAAGAACUUGUCAAGUGAUUUUGGGAGGCGGUGCUAGACAUUCGGCAGGAUUAAAAAUCAUCACCGCCAAACAUUUAGCGCUUGCAUCUCAAUCACUUGGUGCUAUCAUUACACUAAUCCCGUUUAUUCGUGAAUGCAUCCGAAAUAACCUUAGUGAUAAACAAAUGAUAAUGCUAACGGAGUUUGAUCGGAUUAAAAGGGAUUAUAUAAACCAUCAAAGUGAGGUGCAUACUAAACUGGUAUCUAUAAUGGAUGCACGCCUACUAAUUCAUCUUAAAUCUUUUGAGUCAAUAAUGUGGGAUGAGUCUAAUACAAAAGAUAGACCAAGCUCUUAUAUAGAAUUGUUGGUAAAGGAGAUUAUUAAAUUUCAUAAUGUCUUAAACAAAAUUUUGCCACAGGAAAUUUUACAGAAAAUAAUGUCAGAUGUACUCAAAUCAUCGAGUUCAAAACUUGCGGAAGAAAUUGCUAAAGUGAACAUUUAUACGCCUGCCGGAAAAGAGCGAAUUAUUCAAGAUGUACGAUUUUAUACUCGUAAACUAUCGGCUUUAAAUCUUCACGAGCUAACUAAUGAAUUAGAAAACGUAGUUAAUAAUUUACAAGUUAAAGAAAAGAAAUCGGACGGAGAUGAAAACGUUGAGUUAACCUCAUCCUCUACAUAG
This is a messenger RNA of Scutellospora calospora, 1765 nucleotides long. The record is from the annotation of a GenBank genome assembly. Lineage: Eukaryota; Fungi; Glomeromycota; Glomeromycetes; Diversisporales; Gigasporaceae.